This is a messenger RNA of Symsagittifera roscoffensis, 2601 nucleotides long. Its product is annotated as glycosylphosphatidylinositol anchor attachment 1 protein-like. Lineage: Eukaryota; Metazoa; Xenacoelomorpha; Acoela; Convolutidae. The record is from RefSeq and is a predicted model, not a curated record. The transcript has a single exon. Gene Ontology annotation, biological process: attachment of GPI anchor to protein. Gene Ontology annotation, cellular component: GPI-anchor transamidase complex; membrane. Bases 106 to 2151 code for a protein of 681 amino acids.
CAAACGAAUAGUUGCUUUAGUUAUCCCUUCUAGUUAGAGUUGAAGCUAUGAAGUCGGUUUUAGUUAUAGUUUCCUUUCAGACCUGUUUGAAAUGAGUCUUUGAAGAUGGGAAUUUUGUCUGACCCGGAUAGGAGAAGCUCGCUGGUCGAGCUGGCUACUAAGUAUGGCAACUUGGUCGCAGUUCUUCUCUACAUUCUAAACUUUGUCGCCUUCCUCGCCCUUUUUCAUCCGAUGUUGCGCGAGAGAACUUACUUCUCGGAAAAUGCGCUGCUAGCUAAUCAAGUUGAACUGACGUUCAAUAGCGAACAUACGGCUGCUAAACUGGAAAGGGAAAUGCGCGAACUUGCCUCGGCUAAACGACAAAUGCCUCACGAUUGGAUUGUUGAUAAAUUAGUUGAAACGGAUAUUGAAGCUUAUGUGCAAAAUUUCACUGUUUUCCACCCAUUUAUGAAGCAGCCGAAAACAGGUCGAAAUGUUUAUGGGAUCAUGCGAGCUCCUAGACACAGUAGCACAGAAAGUAUAGUAUUCGCUAUUCCUUAUGACAUAAAUACUGUCUACAAAAGUAUUCCUCUAAUGUUGGCGUUAGCUCAGCAUUUUAGAAACCAAAUUUAUUGGGGCAAAGAUUUGAUUUUCGUGUUUUCGGAUUCGAAGCUAAAUGGACUGCAAGCCUGGCUGCAGGCGUAUCACGGGCACCCGGAGUCGGGUGCCAUUAAGGGCUCAAGGCUUGAAACUAGAGGAGGUAGUAUUCAAGCGGCUCUGAGUAUUGAAAUCAGCCAAUCAUCCUGCGACGGGCUUAACUUUAUACUCGAAGGAAUGAAUGGACAACUACCCAAUCUCGACUUGUUCAACGUUAUGGAUAAGUUGACAAGGUCAAAUGAUGGUAGCGUGUAUCUUCACGGAAGAAGAGAUCCUCCCACUAGGGAUUUGUUCCAGAACUGUCUAGGAAUGGUUAAAACGUCGCUCUUAGGCAUGUGGCAACAAGCUUCUGGGCGCCCAGUUUCAGGACACUCCCUCUUUUUGCCAUAUCACAUAGAUGCUCUGUCAAUCAAGUGCCAGAGUGAUUUUGUUCUCGCGGCUUCUGGACGUAAUAGAAUCCCAAACAUGGGCUAUGCCAACAUCGCGAGGACUAUCGAAGGAACCGUGAGGUCAAUUAACAACCUGCUGGAAAGGUUUCACCAGUCGUUUUUUUAUUACAUAAUGCCAAGUACUAAUAAUUACAUAUCAAUUGGGCUUUACAUUCCAGCAUUGGUGAUUUGUCUGCUUUCUAGUGCAAUAGUAGCAAUUUCUCUGUGGCACAAAUCGCUAGAAGUUUUGCAUGUGUUUGAGCAGCCGGAUAUUCCAAGUUUGAGAAUUAUUCCGGACGUGACUUCGGUUUUCAGAAUUCUGAUUUCUGCGUUUCUGUUACCAAGCGCUGUUUACUUCGCGGUUCCUUAUUUCAAUGAGUUCCAACUGCAGUACCUCUUAGAAGAAAGUAUCGACAACGCAGAUAUUUUGAUGCUGACUUUUCUGAUGGCCUUUUUAGCCAUAGUUACUAUACCAUUAUACAUGCCUUCACUUUAUUGCCAAGAAAAAUUAACAAUGAGUCAACGUCAAGUGUACAAAUCAAUUGCAAUGUUUUUGAGCAUCAUCGGAAUAGGGUGUAAUUGCGUGGCCAACUUUUCGUUGACUUAUUUCAUAGCAAUUAUAGCGGUGCCUUUGAUGAAUUUGACAGCCCCAUCUAAAUGCAAGUUUAUGCGAAGCAUUCAGAAAUUAAUAUGCUUAAUCAUAUCGCCUCUUACCAUUGUUUUAGUGAUGCCUGUUGUUUCAUUUAGCUACAGUUUUCCUGGUGAAGAAAUAAACAUGGACGUAUGGUACUCGCAAGUGAAAGGACUCAUUUCUAAGGUGGUACAUGAAAGUUAUGUCCAUAACUCGGCCAUGCUGUGGCAAAUGUGGGCUUUGUUUAUACCGCUAUGGCUUCUGCACUGGUUUAUGCUGUGGUUGCCUAUAGUUGAAAGUGACCAAACGGAGUCUUGUCUCUUACAUAAACCUGAGUCUGAAAUUGAAAAUAACCUGAAAUCUGAAACUGAGAAUGAAAUUAAUCAGAAACCUGAAACCGAGGAAGUUGAAGCGCAAGAAAUUGAGAAUGAAGACAAAAUAAACAAAGAAAAAUGAAUAUCGGUUCUCCAACUUGAAUGAAUAAUUGAAAUUCUACUUAAAUUGAAUUUCUGCGCUUUAAACUGCAGCAAAAUCAAACUUCAAAACUUCAAAUUGGCAGUGUAAAAUUUAUUUCAAUUAGCUGCUGGCUUCCGUAAGGUUAUUGUUAAAAACAAUGAAUUAAUCUGAUUCUUCGUGAAUGAGUUACCCAAACGAUUUGGAUAUACUUUUUUCCUGAAAAUUGAUGCAAAUUUCUCUUUGAAAUGAUUGUUUUUUCAAAGUAUGUUUUAACUUGGCUCGGGAGGUCUGCUUUUUUGCAACCGUACAUGCAAAAAAUACCCUUGCAUAAAAAUACUAAUGUUUUGGCUGAUUUAUAACCGCUAUAUAUUUCUUGCAUGGAACCGCUCAAGUGAAAUGCAAUUUUGGUAAAGUAUUCAUAUUGACACUGUUUUUCCCCGUUAAGCCCUA